AUGACUAGUGUUGGACAAAGUGUCGUUAGCGUCCAUAACACAACAGAUCAACGUACGAGACGUAAAUAUUUUCUUCCUUUAAACAACACUUAUCUUGAUUUGGCUGUAGCAAAACACAGUACCACUCCUGAUUCAAACGCGACAAGCACUUUUAACUUUCCUUUGUGUGGACCCAACACAUACUAUCGUAAAAUUAAUGGAACAUUGAACUGCACGUGUAUGGAAGGAUACUCAGGAGAAUGUAACUCGUGCCAAGGCUGUCCUUCUGAUUGGUUGCAUAUAGAAUCAUCUUGUUAUUUCUUCAGUGCAAAAGGAGCAACAUGGAAUAAAGCAAGAAAACUUUGUCAACAGAAGGAAGGAGAUCUUGCUGUUCCAAAAAAUAAUGUUGAGAAUAAUGCCAUUCAAAACGUCAUAUUGAGAAAAGGCGCUAUAAUUAUUUUAUUGGUUUAUAUCGCAAUAAAAGCGACAAUCAGUUUUACACAGUUCAAAAUGGCAAGCCCAGUUUCACAUCAUGGGCUCGGGGAGAACCUGAUAAUCAUAGGGGUGUAG
Xenia sp. Carnegie-2017 is the source of this 549-nucleotide messenger RNA. RefSeq lists its product as uncharacterized. Lineage: Eukaryota; Metazoa; Cnidaria; Anthozoa; Malacalcyonacea; Xeniidae. The transcript is spliced from 3 exons. The coding region runs from base 1 to 549 and encodes 182 amino acids. The record is from RefSeq and is a predicted model, not a curated record.